AUAACGUUUCACGUGCUUAUGACUGUAAAUACUGUUUAAUAAACACUUUAUUGUAUUUAAUUUGCGAAAUAUUUAUGUAUUGACUGUUGUUCAUUAACCUUUUAACAGUUCUAAAUAUUAUAUCUACCAAGUCAUUUUUGCAUAUUUUAUUGAACAAAUCUUCAAGAUGCCGCAAGGAAAAUUUAAAAAUAAAUCGCAGGUUUCUUUUGUGAAGAAGAAAAAGCCAGAAAAGAAAAGCAGGAAAGCUUGUCCAAUGCCAUCUACAAAACACAAGUAUGAUGAAGGUCAACGAAUUAAACGUAUGGUUAGUAAAAAUGUAAACAAGUUGGCUGAAGACGAACUUAGAGCAUUAGCGACCGAUAGUAAAAAGGUAUUUUUGUCAAAGAAAAAGAAACAAGUUGGUCAAACUGUUCAAGCUGCUCCUAGUAAGCCUAAAGAAAUUAAAAUUACACAAAAAUAAGUUUAAAUCAUUUUUGUUUUGGUAUUGUUAAGAUAAGUUAUUAUUGAAAUUUAUAUUAUUAAAAAAAUGAUGUGUAUUCAGAA
Molecule: messenger RNA, 543 nt
Organism: Adelges cooleyi (spruce gall adelgid)
Lineage: Eukaryota; Metazoa; Arthropoda; Insecta; Hemiptera; Adelgidae
Exons: 2
Coding region: 167-460 (97 amino acids)
Source: RefSeq, a predicted model, not a curated record